GUGUCUCAUCUCAUCCGUCCGUAGGUGCUGGACUCGGUGAGACGCGGGCGAGAAGGAAAAGAAGGCGCGAGGUGAACUGAGUUUGAUCCUGAGGCGCCUACAAGUGGGUCCCCGGCGGGCGGCGGGCGGGGCGGCUGGGCGGGAGGCCGGCGGGAGCUCACACGCUCGGCAGCCGGCCGGCCUCUCACCACGCCUCCCGCUUUGUGAGCGCGCCCAGGGGGGGAGCUGGCCGCAAGCCCACGGCGCGCCUCCCGCCUCUAUAUAAACACACGCAUCGCCUUGCCUUGGAUCAAAUCAGAUUGAGAGACGCUUUUCAAACCACCAGCCCUGAAGUCCUGCCUCCUGCUUUCCCCCUCUUUCAUCCCUUUUUGCCGUUCUUUCUUUCUUUCUUUUUCCCCCCUCCUCUCUUUUCUUUUCCCCAACAGCAACUCCAGAGCCAGAGCCGAGAGACUGCGUCCCGGGACAGACUGCCUUUUCUUAAUUGAUAGAUAGCCGGGCUCGGGUUUUCCACCUCCCCCCCCAACCCCACCCCGCCUCACCCCUCCCGCCCGCCGCCGCCGCCCCAGCGCCCGCCUGGGGCUCUGUCGCCGGCUGCGUCCCUUCCCGGCUGCGUCCCGCCGACUCCGCGCUCGCGCUCGGGCCAACGCGCCCGCCUCGCCCGCCUCCGGGUGCCGCGGCGGUUCCAGCCUCUGCACUCGUCUCAUCUGGGGAGCCUUUUCCCAAGCCCCCAAAGUUUCUGGGUUCGUUGGAAUUUUUGCAUUCCGAUUUUUUUCCUUUUUAUGCACCUAGAAAUUUUGAAGGUAUACUUUUGAUAAAUUGACCGCACUUUCCGCUAGCUCUCGGUUCCCCUUCUUUUUGCUCCCCUCGCUUUGAGCAGGGUAGGGAGCUUCCGAGAGGCUUCUGGUGGAUAAAGUUUUCCAAAGUUUUUCUAGUGUGAUGGUCGAGGGGAGAGCAGGCUCACCAGCUUGACUCAGCUCCAUCUCACCUCCCCAGAGCAGCCCUAAGCCCGCGUAAAGGGACAAACAAACAAACAAACAAACAAAGUUACACCUCGAGUCGCCUCGUGUCUCCUCUCUUCUUCCAGGAAAUCUUUUUCCUCCCUCUCUUCGAUCACCUCGCAGCCUUCAGACCCCUUCUCUGGGCCCCAUCUCCUGGGUUUCGCCCGAGGGUUGCCAGGACCCCCGGCCGCAGCCUCCCCUCCCCCGUCACUCUAGUCCGGCCCUCCCCUCCCCCUUCGCGGCCCGCACAGCCAAUCCCCCGAGCGACCGCCAACAUGCUCUUUGAGGGCUUGGAGCUGGUGUCGGCACUGGCCACCCUCGCCGCGUGCCUGGUGUCCGUGACGCUGCUGCUGGCGGUGUCGCAGCAGCUGUGGCAGCUGCGUUGGGCGGCUACCCGCGACAAGAGCUGCAAGCUGCCCAUCCCCAAGGGCUCCAUGGGAUUCCCGCUCAUCGGAGAGACCGGCCACUGGUUGCUACAGGGUUCCGACUUCCAGUCGUCGCGCCGGGAGAAGUAUGGCAACGUUUUCAAAACACACUUGCUUGGUCGGCCGCUGAUCCGUGUGACCGGUGCGGAGAACGUGCGCAAGAUCCUCCUGGGUGAACACCAGCUAGUGAGCACCGAAUGGCCGCGGAGCGCACGUGUGCUACUGGGCCCCAACACGGUGGCCAAUUCCAUUGGCGACAUCCACCGCAACAAGCGCAAGGUCUUCUCCAAGAUCUUCAGCCAUGAGGCGCUAGAGAGCUACCUGCCCAAGAUCCAACUGGUAAUCCAGGACACACUUAGAGCGUGGAGUAGCCAGCCGGAGGCCAUCAAUGUAUAUCAGGAGGCCCAGCGACUUACCUUCCGAAUGGCCGUGCGUGUGCUGCUGGGCUUCAGCAUCCCUGAGGAGGACCUGGGCCAUCUCUUUGAGGUUUACCAGCAGUUUGUGGAUAAUGUCUUCUCUCUUCCUUUGGACCUUCCCUUCAGUGGCUACCGAAGGGGCAUCCAAGCUCGGCAGAUCCUUCAGAAGGGCCUCGAGAAGGCUAUCCGUGAGAAGCUGCAGUGUACCCAGGGCAAAGACUACUCGGAUGCCCUGGACAUCCUCAUUGAGAGCAGCAAGGAACAUGGCAAGGAAAUGACCAUGCAGGAGCUGAAGGAUGGUACCCUGGAGCUGAUCUUCGCCGCCUAUGCCACCACAGCCAGUGCCAGCACAUCCUUGAUCAUGCAGCUGCUGAAGCACCCUGCUGUGCUGGAGAAACUGCGGGAGGAACUGCGGGCCCAGGGCCUGCUGCAUGGUGGUGGCUGCCCCUGUGAGGGCACCCUGCGCCUGGACACGCUCAGCGGCUUGCGCUACCUGGACUGCGUUAUCAAGGAGGUCAUGAGGCUCUUCACGCCCAUCUCUGGUGGCUACCGUACCGUGCUGCAGACCUUCGAACUGGAUGGUUUCCAGAUCCCGAAGGGCUGGAGUGUCAUGUAUAGCAUCCGAGACACUCACGACACAGCGCCUGUGUUCAAGGAUGUGAACGUGUUUGACCCUGACCGCUUCAGCCAGGCACGCAGCGAGGACAAGGAUGGCCGCUUCCAUUACCUCCCAUUUGGUGGUGGUGUGCGGACCUGCCUGGGCAAACACCUGGCCAAGCUGUUCCUGAAGGUGCUGGCAGUGGAGCUGGCCAGCACCAGCCGCUUCGAGCUGGCCACCCGGACCUUCCCCCGCAUCACUUUGGUCCCUGUCUUGCACCCUGUGGAUGGCCUCAGUGUCAAGUUCUUUGGUCUGGACUCCAAUCAGAAUGAGAUUCUGCCUGAGACAGAGGCCAUGCUGAGUGCUACGGUGUAGCCUCACUCUGGUCUCAGCCCAGCCCAGCAGAGGGGUUGGGGACAGAGACAGAAACCUGUGGGGUGAGGAGGGGGGCUGGGUGGGAGGCCAGCAGUCCCCCUAUGCUGUCCUCCUCUGGCCUCUUCUCUGGCAAACCCUCCCCAAAUCCACAAGGGCCCCGCCUCCUCCUGCCUCCUGCUCUCUUGGAUCUCCACUGCCCCCUAGCUUAGCUCCUGAGACAGGGCCGGGACAGGGCUCUGUGUGCCCACGACAGUGUUAGCGCCAGUUGGCUGAGCCGCAGAGCAGAGUAUGCUAUAUAGCCUCUGAACGCUCCCUCCUCUUACCCCCUGUCUUUUUGUUGGUGGUCUGGUGGUUGUGAAGGCAGAAGUGAAGACAAGAGGGGGACCCCUUGGAGCACUCUUUGGCACCCUUCACCCUCCUUUCACUGCUCAAAUGUGUCCAGAACAGCAUCUUGGGGAUUCUCACCUAAGCUAACCUGGGCAGGGCAAGAGCUGCCGCCAGCCUUGAGGGUGCCCUGCACCAGCCUGACCAGUCUGGACAUUGGAAAUUACCUAUUGCUGCUAUUUGUUCUCUCUUCUGACCUUGGGGUACAGGAGCCUAUAGCUUAACCCCCAGCAUCUUUGGGGUACAGGAGCCUAUAGCUUAACCCCCAGCAUCUUUGGGGUACAGGAGCCUAUAGGCUUAACCCCCAGCAUCUUUCUUGGUGGCCCUGGGCAGGCACACUGGCGCUCCUCCCCUAUGGGACCCACUGAGCCAGGUGGGUUUUGGCUACAGCUGCCCACCCCUGCUCCCUAGCCCGUAUUUAUUCACUGACCUUGGCUACACUGAGGUCUGGAGCACACACCCCACACAUCACCAGCUCUGUCCUGGCUCUCCUUUUCAGGGUUUAUGUGAGGCAAGCAGACAGGUCUCUGGUCUAACCCAGCUCCCUGUUGAGGGUUAAUGUCAGAGUCAGACACCCAAUGUCUCUGCCUGGUGGUUUUUAUCACCUCCUCGCAUCUGUUAAAGCCCUGGGCUUGCGCAUCUGGGGCCACUACUUCCUGUUCGCUCACUGCCUGCCCCAGUGCCAGCCACUUCCCAAGUGAGGAUGUAUAAGGAUACGGGUUCUCCUGAAGGGACUUCUUGCCUCCCCUUCCUUAACCCUCACUCUCUGUCCCUUUGCUCUUGGGAGAGUUCCCUGCCCCACCCCCAUCCUAAACCCACCCCACCCCCAUGCCACUGUCUGCCAAGCCCAGCUCAGGGUGUGGGCAGAGAUGAAAGCGAAGAGGUAAGGUAGAGAGAGCCCUCCCUCUGCAAAGGCUCAGGCCCCAGGGGGUCUGGAGACACUGCAAGGAGGUUGCCAUAGAAAGCCUUGGAGAAGGAGACCAGAAGGAGGAAGAGGACAGGCAUAGGUGUGAUUUGUCAGAAGUGGUUCAGUUGCAGAGCAGCCAGUGGGGGCAACUGGGUGGAGGAGGAGGGGCUCCUGCCUCUGCCUUUUUGAGGGCUGGCCACUCAGGACCCCUUUUGGAAGGGUGUGGGGCUCUGGUGAGUCUCUAGGCAAUUUUGUCUGUUUUCAGAUUUCUAUUUGCUUUUGUUUUCCAUCCAUUGUUUUGUAUGUUACAAAGGCAGUGGGUCCUCUUCGCAAGAAAAUAAAAACACAGAAUGACAUCCCACAUCAACCUGACCCUAGAUGACCACUGUCAUGUCUCACCAGCCAAGCGGGACUCCUCUGUAAGCUGUGCUUCCCAGAUGUUUCAGUGGUCUCCUGCAUUUUCCUGACAGAACCGACACAAGCAAGAACAUUAGCACAGAUGUUAGCAGCAAAAUUAACGUGGACUUAAAAAUAAGUAUAAUCCCCCAAUUUCCUUUCCCAGAUCUGAAACAGACCAAAAUGUGUAAAGACUCAUCAAAGUGUAUGACAUAGGUGCAUGCUGCCCCCCAAACCAGCUCAGUGCCUGGAAGGUUCGUUUUCCUGCGCGCUAGCCCCGCUUGCCUGCAGCCAUCCAGUUUGGACUGAAGAUGCAUGCAGUAACCCUGGCCCUGGCGAGGGGCAGGGGCACUGGAGGGUCCCAGCAGGCUUCAGGGGUCUUCCCUUUUGGGGGGCCAGCCCAGGAGGUGUGGAGAGGGUGGGAGGAAGAAAAGACGAUCUGCCUGGAUGGGUCUCAGAGGUGACAGGCAAAGGGGCCUAGCCCAGGUGCCCUCUGUAGGUGUGUCUGUCCCGUGUUCGUGUGUUUCAUUGUGGUAGCAUUAAUGGGUGAUGUUCUCUCACAUUCCUAACUAUUGUAACUUGACAUUAAAAAAUUAAACCCCACAGAACUUCCUGCCACGGGCUUGCAGAUUGAAGCACUUUCAAAGUUAGGCGCUGGCGUGUGCGUUCUGGGCAACCAUUUUGACCCUGCCCAGAUUUCUAUUAUUUUAUACACAUUUUUUUCAUAAAUGUUAUAAUUUUGUGUCUGUCUUUAUAAACUAUUAUAAGUACUAUUUUUGUUAUAAUUCAAAAUAGAUAUUUAGUAUAAAGUUUUUGCUGUUAAAUAUUUGUUAUUUAGUAAAAUAUGAAUUGUUCUUUAUUGUAAACUUGGUUCAAAAUAUUAAUAUGUUUUUAUCACAGUUGUUUUAAUAUUGAUAAAGCACUUGUGUGUUUCUUUUUGGUAUGAGCUGGUGCCGCGUGUGUGUUUUGCCUGUCGUGUGGUUUUGAUGUGUAUAUAAUAUUCCAUGUUGCAUAUCACAACAAUGAAUGUCAUGCAUUUUGUGAAAUACUCAAUGUGGCUCUUUUAUUGGCUUCCAUAAUAAACUGUGGGG
Molecule: messenger RNA, 5590 nt
Organism: Microtus ochrogaster (prairie vole)
Lineage: Eukaryota; Metazoa; Chordata; Mammalia; Rodentia; Cricetidae
Gene: Cyp26b1
Product: cytochrome P450 family 26 subfamily B member 1
Biological process (GO): sterol metabolic process
Molecular function (GO): iron ion binding; monooxygenase activity; heme binding
Source: RefSeq, a predicted model, not a curated record